UUGGAGAGACCUGUGAUAAGGAACACAACAUAAUGAAAAUUUCAUCUGUUUGCCAUAAUGGAGUUGUAUUGUAUUGUAUGUAUUUGGUUUCGAUUCAUGUUAGGGUGAUUGGUGUAGGAUAAUUGGCCUUCUGUGAUGUUUGCAAUGGCAGGAGGGGUGGUACUUAGCCUUGGAAAUCUCUCAACUCAGUAUGCUUGGGCUUUUGUUGGCUUAUCAGUCACAGAAGUGAUCACUGCAAGCAUAACAGUUGUUAUAGGAACAACCUUGAAUUACUUUUUAGACAAUAGAAUUAAUAGAGCCGAGAUCCUUUUCCCUGGCAUUGGCUGCUUCUUGGUUGCAGUUUGCCUUGCUUCUACUGUCAACUCAUCUAAUGCAGCUGAUAAUAAAGAAAAGCUUGAAGGUUUUUCAUCUAAAGAGGGGUAUGUUUCAAAUAAUGAUGAUCUUUCGAAGUUCUUCUUUCAUGUUGUUUCUUCAAUUUCUUAUAUUACUGAUGCCACACUGGAAGACAGUUCCCUUAAUUUGAUAUUGGAUAUUCUUUGCAAACCACUCUAA
Molecule: messenger RNA, 552 nt
Organism: Humulus lupulus (European hop)
Lineage: Eukaryota; Viridiplantae; Streptophyta; Magnoliopsida; Rosales; Cannabaceae
Product: ureide permease 1-like
Exons: 4
Coding region: 136-552 (138 amino acids)
Biological process (GO): nitrogen compound transport
Cellular component (GO): membrane
Molecular function (GO): uracil:monoatomic cation symporter activity; allantoin:proton symporter activity
Source: RefSeq, a predicted model, not a curated record